UCUGAAUCGAUCGCUGGCUAUCUGCACUCGCACGAAAAACGUUCCUCUGCGACGACGACCAUGUCCAAUCUCGAGACGUACCAGAAUGAGCUCAUCGAGCGCGCCAUGAGCGUCGGUGCCCUCAAGUUCGGCUCCUUCGUGCUCAAAUCCGGCCGUGCGUCCCCCUACUUCAUCAAUGCUGGUCUCUUGAACACUGGCCCCAUCCUUGCAACGCUCGCCGAUGCAUACGCGAACACCAUCGCCACCGCAUUCCCGAUAGACACCGUCCCCUUCGACGUGCUCUUUGGCCCCGCGUACAAGGGUAUCCCCUUCGCAGCGGUGACCGCGCUCGCACUGCACACGCAACACAAGCGCGAUAUCGGCUUCGCAUACGACCGAAAGGAGGCCAAGGAUCAUGGCGAGGGAGGGAAGACCGUGGGCGCGCCACUCAACGGCCGGCGCGUGCUCAUCCUCGACGACGUGAUGACGAGCGGCAAGGCCGUACGCGAGGCGAUCGGGACGGUUCAGGCGGCAGGUGGAGAGGUCGUCGGCGUCGUGCAGCUUUUGGACCGCGAGGAAGUCGGGCAGGGGGACGCGGGGCGGAGCACGGUUACAGAGAUCGAAGAGCUCGUCGGUGGCCAGGGGCGCGUUCGGGCGAUUCUCCGGAUGCGCGACCUCAUGUCGUGGCUAGAGAGCAAGGGGAUGGAGCAGGAGCUGGCGCAGAUGCGCGACUACAGGUCGAAGUAUGGGUUGAAAGAAUGAAAUCAGAAGUAGAGUGGAAUAGAGCAGAAUGCAAUGUGCAUCAGGCAUCAAGCGACCA
Molecule: messenger RNA, 799 nt
Organism: Schizophyllum commune H4-8
Lineage: Eukaryota; Fungi; Basidiomycota; Agaricomycetes; Agaricales; Schizophyllaceae
Product: orotate phosphoribosyltransferase
Exons: 2
Coding region: 61-741 (226 amino acids)
Biological process (GO): pyrimidine ribonucleoside biosynthetic process; pyrimidine nucleotide biosynthetic process; 'de novo' pyrimidine nucleobase biosynthetic process
Cellular component (GO): cytoplasm
Molecular function (GO): orotate phosphoribosyltransferase activity
Source: RefSeq, a predicted model, not a curated record